UUGGAGACGCCGUAGCGGGCGUGCGCGCAGUUUCCGCCGCACUCCAGCCGUCUGCAGGAAGGGAGCGGAGAGUCCAGUCAGUGAAAGUGAGAAACUACCAAAACAAACUAACGGCCUCCCUUACAACUAACGGGUCCUAGUAUCAUCAUGGACGGUGUGCCGACGCCCCUGCGGUGCUUCAGCGAGUGUCACUCGGCAGAGAUGUUCGCGGAUGACGGGGUGGAAACGGUGACUUCGGUGGAGCAGAAAAAAGUUGAACGCAGCAUCGAAGAAGUCAUCAGUGUUUACAAGCAAAUACACAGUUUACCACAGCCAAGUUUGUUGCGGGAACAACACUACCAGUAUCUCAAGAAGGGCUUACGUCACUUAUCAGAUGCUUAUGAGUGUCUGGAUGCUAGUAGACCGUGGCUUUGCUUCUGGAUUCUUCACAGUCUGGAGUUACUAGAGGAGCCCAUUCCUGCUGCUGUCGCCUCCGAUGUGUGUCAGUUCUUGGCACGCUGUCAGAGCCCAACGGGAGGCUUCGCCGGUGGACCGGGUCAGCACGCCCACCUCGCACCCACCUACGCCGCCGUCAACGCCCUCUGCAUCAUCGGCACAGAGGAAGCCUAUAACAUUAUAGACAGGGAGAAGCUGUUAGAUUUCCUAUGGUCAGUGAAGCAGCCAGAUGGCUCCUUUGUGAUGCACGUCGGAGGGGAGGUGGAUGUCAGGAGUGCGUAUUGUGCAGCCUCAGUAGCAUCGCUCACAAACAUCCUCACACCUAAACUGUUUGAGGACACGACUAACUGGAUCCUCAGGUGUCAGAACUGGGAAGGUGGUCUGAGCGGAGUGCCGGGUCUGGAGGCCCACGGCGGCUACACUUUCUGUGGCACGGCCGCCCUCGUCAUCCUGGGUAAAGAACACAUGCUGGAUCUCAAAGCCUUGCUGCGGUGGGUGGUCAGCAGACAGAUGCGCUUCGAGGGAGGCUUCCAGGGCCGCUGUAAUAAACUGGUGGAUGGCUGCUACUCUUUCUGGCAGGCUGGACUCCUACCUCUACUCCACAGAGCCUUAUUCAAAGAAGGAGAGUCGGAGCUGAGUCUGCAGCGGUGGAUGUUUGAGCAGCAGGCCUUGCAGGAGUACAUCCUCCUGUGCUGCCAGAACCCAACAGGAGGCCUGCUGGAUAAACCCGGCAAAUCCAGAGAUUUUUACCACACGUGUUACUGCCUGAGCGGCCUCUCGAUAGCACAGCACUUUGGGAACAUGGACUUCCAUCAUGAGACGAUCCUCGGCAGGGAGGAGAACAGAUUGGCUCCGACUCAUCCGGUUUACAACAUCUGCCCAGAGAAAGUAGCUCAGGCCCUGCAGCGCUUCCACCGGCUGCCUGUCCCCGACGACAACAGGCAGCAGGGUGACGACAGACCGUCGGACCCCGCCCCCGCCGCCGCCGCCGGAUCAGCCGACCGUCAGUCCUAGUUAGUCCUCAGCGGAGACUUCUCUAUGUGUGUGAACCAGCCUGCUCUGGGGAACGGACUCGAACCUGCAAACAGCAGUCAGGUCUGAUGCAGAAGAGCCCGAGAACCGGUCUGGUGGUCGACCCUCAGUAGACACGAGGGCUGGAGUUAGACGGCGUUUGCCUGAAUAAAGGUUAACAGUGUGUGUGUGUGCACAGCUACCCAUUAAGCAGAAUUUUUGCUUGCAAUGCCUAUUGUUGUCAUUCUCUGAAAGUUAAUAAAACUUUAUAUAACACUUUU
This is a messenger RNA of Thunnus maccoyii (southern bluefin tuna), 1727 nucleotides long. It is a transcript of the gene fntb, whose product is annotated as farnesyltransferase, CAAX box, beta. Gene Ontology annotation, molecular function: protein farnesyltransferase activity. The record is from RefSeq and is a predicted model, not a curated record. Bases 148 to 1449 code for a protein of 433 amino acids. The transcript is spliced from 12 exons. Lineage: Eukaryota; Metazoa; Chordata; Actinopteri; Scombriformes; Scombridae. Gene Ontology annotation, biological process: protein farnesylation. Gene Ontology annotation, cellular component: protein farnesyltransferase complex.